GGAUGGUGAUAUGGAUAGAUGGAUGGAUGGAUGGUGAGAUAGAUGGAUAGAUGGAUGGUGAGAUAGAUGGAUGGAUGGAUGGAUAGAUGGAUGGUGAGAUGGAUGGAUGGCGAAAUAGAUGGAUAGAUAGAUGGAUGGAUGGAUGGCGAAAUAGAUGGAUAGAUAGAUGGAUGGAUGGAGAGCGAGAUAGAUGGAUGGAUGGAUGGAUGGCGAAAUAGAUGGAUAGAUAGAUGGAUGGAUGGAUGGCGAAAUAGAUGGAUAGAUAGAUGGAUGGAUGGAGAGCGAGAUAGAUGGAUGGAUGGAUGGAUAGAUAGAUGGAUGGAUGGAUGGAUGGAUGGUGAGCUAGAUGGAUGGAUGGAUGGAUGGUUAGAUAGAUGGAUGGUGAGAUAGAUAGAUGGAUGGAUGGAUGGAUGGAUGGAUGGUGAUAUGGAUAGAUGGAUAGAUGGAUAGAUGGAUGGAUGGAUGGAUCGAUGGAUGGAUGGAUGGAUGGUGAGAUAGAUAGAUGGAUGGAUGGAUGGUUAGAUAGAUGGAUGGUGAGAUAGAUAGAUGGAUGGAUGGAUGGUGAUAUGGAUAGAUGGAUGGAUGGAUGGAUGGUGAGAGAUGGAUGGAUGGUAUGAUAGAUAGAUGGAUGGAUGGAUGGAUGGUGAGAUAGAUAGAUGGAUGGAUGGAUGGUUAGAUAGAUGGAUGGUGAGAUAGAUAGAUGGAUGGAUGGAUGGUGAUAUGGAUAGAUGGAUGGAUGGAUGGAUGGUGAGAGAUGGAUGGAUGGUAUGAUAGAUAGAUGGAUGGAUGGAUGGAUGGAUGGUGAGAUAGAUAGAUGGAUGGAUGGUGAGAUAGAUGGAUAGAUGGAUGGUGAGAUAGAUGGAUGGAUGGAUGGAUGGAUAGAUGGAUGGUGAGAUGGAUGGAUGGAUGGAUGGAUGGUGAGAUAGAUAGAUGGAUGGAUGGUGAGAUAGAUAGAUGGAUGGUGAGAUAGAUAGAUAGAUGGAUGGAUGGAUGGUGAGAUAGAUAGAUGGAUAGAUAGAUAGAUAGAUAGAUGGAUGGUGAGAUAGAUAGAUGGAUAGAUAGAUAGAUAGAUAGAGGAAUGACUGCAGUCCUUUUGAUUUCAUAAAGAAAGAACCCUCAUCCAGAACAACACCGGGGUUUCCAAGCUUGUUCAGAUAAGGUUGAAUUUGCCCUACACCCUCAGACCUGCAAUUUCGAGUGGGCAGUUUACCUACUAGCAUUUUUACCUAUUAGUGAGGUGAGACUAAAGUAUCCGUGAACUAUGCCAAUCAACAGAAAGGUGGGCAUUGAAACGGGUCCCUGGAGCUUAUCUGUGUAUUCUUCUCCACUCUUAAGAUCUAACCUACACGGCCAUGAGAACAGCCUGAGCAGCUCGGCGCGAAGACAUGGCCGGCGAGCUGUAUCCCGCCAAGAAGCUGCCGCCGGUGUCGGCCACGGCCGUGCAGCACUACCAGCAGCAGAACAUCAGCAACAACAACACCGUGCAGGGCUGCAACUGGCAAGGCCUCUAUCCCAGCAUCAGAGAGAGGAACGCGCUCAUGUUUAACAACGAGCUGAUGGCGGACGUGCACUUCGUAGUCGGGCCUACGGGCGGGACGCAACGAGUCCCGGGACACAAGUACGUCCUGGCUGUUGGGAGUUCCGUGUUCCAUGCCAUGUUCUACGGCGAGCUGGCGGAGGACGCGGACGAGAUCCGCAUCCCAGACGUGGAGCCGCAUUCCUUUCUGGCGAUGUUCAAGUACAUCUACUGCGACGAGAUCGACCUGUGCGCCGACACGGUGCUCGCCACGCUAUACGCCGCCAAGAAGUACAUGGUGCCACACCUGGCCCGCGCCUGCGUGGCGUUUCUGGAGACCAGCCUGAGCGCUCGCAACGCCUGCGUGCUGCUCUCGCAGAGCUGCCUGUUCGAGGAGCCGGAGCUGACGCGCCGCUGCUGGCAGGUGAUCGACGCCCAGGCCGAGCUGGCCCUGCGCUCGGACGCCUUCUGCGACAUCGACGCCCGCACGCUGGAGAGCAUCCUGCGGCGCGAGACCCUGAACGCCUCCGAGACCAUCAUCCUGGAGGCGGCGCUCAGCUGGGCGGAGGCCGAGUGCCACCGGCGCGAGCUGCAGGCCACCGUUGAGAACAAGCGGCUGGCGCUGGGCGAGGCGCUGUACCUCAUCCGCGUCCCGGCCAUGUCGCUGGACGAGUUCGCCAACGGCGCGGCGCAGUGCGGGCUGCUCACGCUGGCCGAGACCAACGCGGUCUUCCUGUGGCACACGGCGGCCAACAAACCCGAGCUGCCCUUCGUGAGCCAGCCCAGGAAAGGCCUGGCGCCGCAGCGCUGCCACCGCUUCCAGUCGUGCGCCUACCGGAGCAACCAGUGGCGCUACCGCGGGCGCUGCGACAGCAUCCAGUUCGCCGUGGACAGGCGCGUCUUCGUGGCCGGGUUCGGACUCUACGGUUCCAGCUGCGGCUCGGCCGAGUACCAGGCCAAGAUCGAGCUCAAGAGGCAGGGCGCCACGCUCGGCCUGGCCGGCGUCAAGUACUUCUCGGACGGCUCGAGCGGGACCUUCACGGUGUUUUUCGAUCACCCCGUGCAGGUCGAGCCCGACACCUUCUACACGGCCAGCGUGGUCCUGGACGGGAACGAGCUCAGCUACUUCGGGCAGGAGGGGAUGACCGAGGUGCAGUGCGGGAAGGUCACGUUUCAGUUCCAGUGUUCCUCCGAUAGCACCAACGGCACCGGGGUGCAGGGCGGCCAGAUACCCGAACUCAUAUUUUACGCCUGAGGGGAAAGACGGGCGCCGACCUGCCGUUAGACAACAAUCGUUCCGAGGACCAGCUUGUACAGAUCAACAUCCGACAGCUUUGAAUUUAUCACAAUUACAUUUGGACACGGACGGACGUUAAGGUCAUCAGAGGGGGAGCGAUAGUCUUGGCUCUCUUCUGCCAGUAGAAAGGCAACAAUGAUUUAAUGAUUCGAUUCAGACCCUGUUCAGUCAGGUUUAGGGUCAGAAUCGUGGUCUAAAGCAGUAGAGGAGAUACAGCUGGGGAAUUGGAUAUGACUAGAUCAGAUUGGGACAAAAGGGGGGUUCCGGAAUUCACCGAACGUUUGAGUUUCUGGAGGGCUCUGGAGAAGCGAUUUUAUCCAGGAUGACAAUCACCUCCAUUAGCGCGACCACCAGAAGGAAACGCAUCACACGGUUGCCUUAAUUUAACCGCAUUUUGCCGCCAUGUUUACUUAUCAAGGUCUGGAUUCCGCGUCUCAAGAUCCAGCAAUGGUGUCCAAUGUGCAAGCGAUGCGAUAAUUAACACUCCAGAGCCUUUGGGGGGGGGGGUAGAUACACUACAUGUAGCACAGAAACUGGGGGUGUUCGGUGUUCCAUGCCGUGUUCUGCGGCGAGCUGGCGGAGGACACGGACGAGAUCCGCAUCCCAGACGUGGAGCCGAACGAGGGUUCCACUCCAGUAGCGCCUCGUUAACGUAUAAUUUUGGCAUCGUAUUUGCCGGGUGGUUUGGGUCUUAAGAGUCACUUGUGCAGGCACAUCGACCAUUUUAGUAGCGACGAAGAACCCCUUUGAUCAUUCCCUCUCUUAGACACAGCCAGUCGUGCCUGUAUGGCCGCUUGCGGGUCAAAUUUCAUAGCCCAGAGAUGGUGUGCUGGUGCGUUAACAUUGGCAGGUGUAAAGAAGUGGCCACAGAUUAGACAUUGGGAAUUGGAUUUGACUAGACUGAGAGAUAACAGGGGGGGAAAUUGUGGUCUUCACCCCAUCCGCAGGUACAUCUACUAUUUUAGUAGCGGCGAAGAACCCCUUUGACCAUUUCCUCCCUUAGGCACAGCCAGUCAUGCACGGUAGCACGGUCGAGAUCUUAGAGAUGGUGGGCUGGUGCGUUAACACUGGCAGGUGAAAAGAAGUGGCCACAGAUUAGACCUUGGGAAUUGGAUUUGACUAGAUUGAGAGAUAACCGCAGGUACAUCUACUACUUUAGUGGUGAUGAGGAACCCCUUUGACCAUUUCCUCCCUUAGACACAGCCAUCUCAGAGAUGGUGGGCUGGUGAGUUAACAUUGGCAGGUGAAAAGAAGUGGCCACAGAUUCGGGGGGGGUUAGGUGUUGUGGUCUUUACCCCAUCCGCAUCUACUCGUCGACUCGUCAUGCCUCGUGAUUCGCCUUCGAUUCACUACAUCGACAAUCCGCAAACCUUCAUCACGUCACUCAUCGCUUCUAGUCCGGAUUGAAACUGUUAUGACGUGCUAAUAAACGUUUGUUUGUGUUGAAUGUGUCAAAUAAAGUUCUUAUUUUGGAAAAUUAAA
Messenger RNA from Trichomycterus rosablanca, 4295 nucleotides. RefSeq names its product BTB (POZ) domain containing 3a (gene btbd3a). Gene Ontology annotation, molecular function: protein binding. The transcript has 4 exons. The record is from RefSeq and is a predicted model, not a curated record. Gene Ontology annotation, biological process: cerebral cortex development; neurogenesis; dendrite morphogenesis. Gene Ontology annotation, cellular component: cytosol. NCBI's taxonomy places the organism in Eukaryota, Metazoa, Chordata, Actinopteri, Siluriformes, Trichomycteridae. Bases 1386 to 2771 code for a protein of 461 amino acids.